AAUAUGGCGGCGAGUGAGACGCAUCUCAGAAUGCGCGAUGACGUGGACACAAAACGUGACUGGGUUCGAAGUUGAAAGUCAAACAGGACUGCAGCUUCUCAGCAUGGCGUUCCUGGUGGGAAGCAGGACCUUCUUGCACGUCUUUCGACCGCGGGCAACUGGUCAGGACAGCGCGUGUAAACUGAUAGCUGCCUUGUCCUGCUUGAGACAGAAUGUGUUCUCCGAAAACGUCUCGCUCAUUUGUCGCUUGAACGGUCACGCAUUAGUGACACGACACUACAGCUCCGAGUCGAAGGAUGAUCUGCGCGUCAGAUACCUGAACGGAGAAGACGCCGGUAUUGUUGUUGUUGGGAUAAAUCGGCCAAAAGCCAAAAAUGCCAUCAGCAAAAAUCUGGUCAAAAUGAUGUUUGAGGCCCUGGACGAUAUCAAGAAUAAUAACAAAGUGCGCAGUGUUAUUUUAUGCAGUUUGGUUCCUGGGAUCUUUUGUGCAGGUGCAGACCUGAAGGAGAGGGCCAAGAUGCACCAGAGUGAAGUAGGACCAUUUGUGUCCAAAGCAAGAGCACUCAUCACAGAGCUGGGUAACCUACCAAUACCAACAAUUGCUGCAAUUGAUGGAGCUGCCCUAGGAGGAGGCUUAGAAAUGGCCCUUGCUUGUGACAUCAGAAUUGCAUCUGAUACUGCAAAAAUGGGACUAGUUGAGACUAAACUUGCGAUUAUUCCUGGAGCAGGUGGUACACAGCGGCUCCCAAGGAUAAUUGGCGUCUCUCUUGCUAAAGAGCUCAUCUUUGCUGCCAGGGCGGUGGAUGGAACAGAGGCAUUUCGUCUGGGUCUUGUCAGUCAUUCUGUGGAGCAGAAUAAGAGUGGAGAUGCUGCCUACCUGCGGGCUCUGGAGCUCGCUCGUGAAAUCAACCCUCAGGGUCCAGUUGCAAUAAGGAUGGCAAAACUGGCAAUCAACCAGGGCAUGGAGGUGGAUUUAUCUACAGGUCUGGCAAUUGAAGAAGCAUGCUAUGCCCAGGUGAUACCAACUAAGGAUCGGUUGGAGGGUUUGGCUGCAUUCAAGGAGAAGAGACAGCCUAACUACAAGGGGGAGUGAGGCCACAAUCCACCCAGAAAACAGAGCUCUGUCUUCAGCUCUUCAAAUCUUCCACUGCUUCCAACAAAUUUAGGGGUGAAACUCUACAUCUACCUGCACAGGCUCUCCAGUACAGGACGUCUCUUUGACCGCAGGACAGACCUGGCUGGUGUUUCUGCCAGUGACUUAAAUGUUACUCUAAAGUGUAACGCCUGUGCUGGAUGGGUCAACUGCCACUUGAAGAUUUUGAGAAAUCAAGCAAGCUAACCAAGCACUGACAGCUGCUUGCAAUAUUUAAAAGUAUCUAUCUAAAAGAAAUUUUAAAAGAUUAUAGCUAUUGGCAGUAUGAUUAGCAGUUUAGUUAAACGUUGCUUCCUUAAGUAAUGGGUCAAUCCAAGAUCUAUUGAGAUUUCCAUGAAGUUCUGUGAGUGAUUCACAUGAAUAAUGCAUCAGUUUACUGCUUUUUUACUUUGGUAGAAAUGUACUGCAUUCCCAACACAAUAACACCAGAGGUGUGUCUAUGAAAUAAUUAAAGUCUUGUUUUUCCCCUCAA
This is a messenger RNA of Monopterus albus (swamp eel), 1625 nucleotides long. It is a transcript of the gene auh, whose product is annotated as AU RNA binding protein/enoyl-CoA hydratase. The record is from RefSeq and is a predicted model, not a curated record. Gene Ontology annotation, biological process: fatty acid beta-oxidation. Bases 38 to 1093 code for a protein of 351 amino acids. Gene Ontology annotation, cellular component: mitochondrion. The transcript is spliced from 10 exons. NCBI's taxonomy places the organism in Eukaryota, Metazoa, Chordata, Actinopteri, Synbranchiformes, Synbranchidae. Gene Ontology annotation, molecular function: enoyl-CoA hydratase activity.